Arabis nemorensis is the source of this 189-nucleotide messenger RNA. The record is from the annotation of a GenBank genome assembly. Lineage: Eukaryota; Viridiplantae; Streptophyta; Magnoliopsida; Brassicales; Brassicaceae.
AUGAUUAAGAAAGAGACUAUAUUCUCACACAAGUCUGUGCUGCGAAAGUUUACCUUUUAUUUUCUUUCUGCCGUGACAACCUUCUUUUCUUCAACUGUAGCAGAAGAACUUAGAAUGAAGACAAAGAAACAGUUGAAGAAAGAUACCACCUCUGAAAUAAAAUCUUUGGUAGAUGAGGUCCAGAGUUAA